Sceloporus undulatus (fence lizard) is the source of this 1236-nucleotide messenger RNA. It is a transcript of the gene TNMD, whose product is annotated as tenomodulin. The record is from RefSeq and is a predicted model, not a curated record. Lineage: Eukaryota; Metazoa; Chordata; Lepidosauria; Squamata; Phrynosomatidae. The transcript is spliced from 7 exons. Gene Ontology annotation, biological process: negative regulation of angiogenesis; negative regulation of endothelial cell proliferation. The coding region runs from base 24 to 980 and encodes 318 amino acids.
UUGAUCACAGAGGGGGAAACACCAUGGCCAAAGAUCCCCCAGAAAGCUCCCAGGAAUUCUAUGUGCUAGAUCCACCAGCAUCUGAGGUCAGGAAGGAUCUCUCCAAAAGAUACAAGAUCCACUGGAUGCUCCUCUGUGCCCUUGCACUUUCUCUCAUCCUAACCAUUCUGGGUGUCUACUAUUUUUUGAACCCAUCAACUAAAAAAAUCUAUGACAUGGAGCAUACCUUUUUCAGCAAUGGGGAGAAGCAGAAAAUAUUCAUGGAGAUAGACUCUCUUGCCAGAACCGAGAUCUUUCAAUCUGGAAAGGGCAGCAAGGAAGUCCUGGAAAUACACGACUUUAAAAAUGGACUAACUGGCAUCUUUUUUGGUGGGGACCCAAAGUGCUUCAUCAGGAGCCAGAUUAAAGGGAUACCUGAAACAUCCAACAUCAAAAUGGAGGAGCCUGAGGAAGAGGAAAUUGCAACCACUUAUUUCGAGCAAUCUGUGGUCUGGGUUCCAGCGGAGAAACCUGCUGAAAGCAAAGAUUUCCUGAAGAAUUCCAGGAUUUGGGAAUUCUGCAGAAAUGUAACAGUCUACUGGAUCCACCCAACCUUGCUAAAAGAGACAGGAGUCUUUGACUUUGAAAAUGAAGGAGAAGUGGAGAAUGGGUUUCCUAUGAACAAGCAAGAGUGGGCUGAAGAUCAUCAGGAGGAAAAGAAAGGAGGAAGACCAGGCAACAAACGUCAGGCUCGACAGCUCACAGAGGAGGACUUUCCAGUGAAUGACUACACAGAAAACGGACUCGAGUUCCACCCGCUGUGGGAUGAGAGGGGCUACUGUUGUGCCCGUUGCCGCCGUGCUCAUCGAUAUUGCCAGCGAGUGUGUGAGCCACUACUAGGUUAUUACCCCUACCCUUACUGUUACCAAGGUGGACGCGUUAUCUGCCGGGUAAUCAUGCCAUGUAACUGGUGGGUAGCUCGUAUGUUGGGACGGGUAUAAACAUGCUCAGCAGAAGAAAGUAAACAUGCCACAACAGUGCAUAAAACCUUCCCAAACCAUUCCCUACAGGCAUUUGUGCUAUCAGUACUCUAAGUGCCUUUCCAUCAGUCCCAUGGGGACACCUUGAUGUAGAAUGGCAUAAAGAAACCUUUCACUCCUCAUCAAUGCCAAUCAUACAUGUCCACCCUCAAGCACUAGCCUGGACAACAAGAUGGCAGGCAGGGCUGAAACAACCUCCAGAAGGUGACAAGAAACC